GCCCCAGGGGCGGAUCCAGCAAGACCCAGCGUCCGAGAGAGCCUAGCGAGCAACGGGGUGGGCUGAGGGGGCGGCGGCGGUGUGGGAGCCGGGGAAGUUUGGGAGACGCGGCCAGCUCUGCGAUCCAGAGCGCCGCUUCAAGCCUCGAGGACCGCGGGGGCAAGCGGACACGCUUCCCGACGCCCCCGGGGCCCGCAGCCUUCGUCUCGUGUCUUCUUACCUGGAGGUAGUCAAGCUUCUAAAAUGUCAUCGGUCAAGCCUCUAGUUUAUGCAGUUAUUCGUUUCUUGCGGGAACAAAGUCAGAUGGAUGCAUAUACUUCUGAUGAACAAGAAAGUUUGGAAGUUGCAAUUCAGUGCUUGGAGACAGUUUUUAAGAUCAGUCCAGAAGAUACACAUCUAGCAGUUUCACAGCCUUUGACAGAAAUAUUCACAAACUCCGUCUGUAAGAAUGACAUUCUGCCCCUUUCAAACUCGGUGCCUGAAGAUGUGGGAAAGGCUGACCAGUUGAAGGAUGAAGGCAACAACCACAUGAAAGAGGGAAACUACGCUGCUGCGGUGGAUUGUUACACACAGGCAAUAGAAUUGGACCCCAAUAAUGCGGUUUAUUACUGCAACAGGGCUGCUGCUCAGAGCAAAUUAAGUCACUACACAGAUGCGGUAAAGGACUGUGAGAAAGCAAUAGCAAUCGAUUCCACAUACAGCAAGGCCUAUGGAAGGAUGGGGCUGGCCCUCACCGCCAUGAAUAAGUUUGAAGAGGCAGUUACAAGCUACCAGAAGGCACUGGAUCUUGAUCCUGAAAAUGAUUCCUAUAAGUCAAAUCUGAAAAUAGCAGAACAGAAGUUAAGAGAGGUGGCUAGCCCUACAGGAACUGGGCUGAGCUUUGACAUGGCUAGCUUGAUAAAUAACCCGGCGUUCAUCACCAUGGCUGCAAGUUUAAUGCAGAACCCUCAGGUUCAACAGCUAAUGUCAGGAAUGAUGACAAAUGCCAUUGGAGGACCUGCUGCUGGAGUGGGAGGCCUAACGGACCUGUCUAGCCUUAUCCAAGCGGGACAGCAGUUUGCUCAGCAGAUCCAGCAACAGAAUCCUGAACUCAUAGAGCAGCUGAGAAAUCACAUCCGGAGCAGAUCGUUCAGCAGCAGCACAGAAGAGCAUUCCUGACUUAUUAAGGACCCUCGUGCCCAGUACAGAUAGCUUGUGGUUCUGAUAUGUCCACCUGUAGAUAAUAGCCAAAAACAAAGUAACGAAAUCCACCCUACACAAUGUCUGAAAAUAAUGGAGUUAAGUCCCUUGUGUAAACCUGAGAGAAUCCAUCCGUUUAGAAAAUAGUUUAUCACAGACUUGAACAUAAUACAAACUCCUUUGGAAACAAACCAUCAGUAGCCUUGUUAAGUGCUAAUACAGUCUUGGGACAAGGGCCCACCCAUUUUAAAACUUUUAUCAUCAUAUUUGUAUAUCAGACUUAGUACAGAGUAUAUUUAUUGAAUAGUAGGGCUAUUUAUUGGAAAGUUCUCUAGCUACAGGUUUCCCUAGACCAUGGGUUUUGAGAAGGCCAUGACUAAGUAGAAAGACUUCUCCAGCUGGUUUAGAAGAACCGUCAGGAGAGCAGCUUUGGUAUGUGCUACCAUUGGUAAUGCACAUCUGUCGUGGGUACCGGUACUAUCUGGAGGGCAGCUUGUACAGGGGACAGGGAAUCUUCAGAACCGGCAGGAAGCAAUAUUUGGUACGAGAGAUGCUUUAAAGAUACUGUGAAUGUACAGAAAGCGUGGUAGGAUGCUCAGGUUUUCUGCAUAGAUUUUAACUAGUCUUGUCUGUAGUUUAGUGUUGAUAGUAUUUGCAUGGUCAGUUAGGUACAUAGUGAAACACACUUAGAGAUCCUUAAGGGUACCGGUCGGGUCAGUCAGUGAACACAACUGCUCUAUUUAAUGAUCACAGCUUAAUUGUCACAGUUUCAUUGGUGGGAAACUUACCAAGAGCAGUAGCUAGUGACACUUGAAAAAGCCACCGACUUGACCCCAAAUGAUGGGAUUUCUAAGUGGAAUUUAAUUAUGUGCCCGUCAACGAUGAUUUUUUUUUUUUUUAUUUUAUCAUUAUUGGAUGGCUAAGAGAAGCAUCUAUCACUAUCAUUGCUCAUUUGUGUAAACCUCUGCUGCACUUCGGCUUGGCAUGUCAGUCUUACGCUUACCUUUACUUUAUUGCAAUUUAAACAUAACAGGAGACUUCAAGUAUCUUACCGUAUUUACGCAUCCGGCACAUGGUUAGUAGGAAGAAAUGGCAUGAGAUGCUAGUAGCAUGACUCUAGGAGCAUCAAGGGAUUGGAAAAGUCCAGUCUCAAAUGGAAUUUGCCUAUUAACUAAAAACUUGGUUAAAUGGGGCCCGGUAUGUAAUGAUUUUACAGGCGAUGAGAGAGAGGUGAAAAAGUAAUUUAAAAAUUAAUGGGGUGGUCAGGGCCUUCCCACAACUCUUCUCAGUCUGUGUAUUUAGUAUCUUGAGGUUUCCAAACUAACCUUUUCCUUUUUGCCUUUUGUGAGACAGUGGUUUUGUGAUUUCACUGUAAGCAUCAAGUGUGGGAAAUUAAUGAAAAAUUCUGGUUUAGGGUCAUGUCACCAAAUUUGGUUUAGAUCAUCAUUUUAAACAGUGCAUGAUGCAGUUAGAACUCAGCUUUAGUACAACAUAAGGUUGAAGUUCUCUCCUCAAAUAGCCAGCAAGCAGCUGGGCUCAGGCUCACGUGGGACAGACACGAAACACAGUUGUGGUAGAGAAGAGGAGAGCCUCUGUCAUAGAACCGUGUUGUGUUGGCUUACAUUCAGCAGUGAGUGUUCUUUACAGGGUGGAAUACUCCCUGGUUGCCUAAAGGUUAUGACUACGAUGAAAGAAAAUUCCAAGUUGACCACAAAAAACCAGUCAUCCAGUGUUGACUAUGUUAAUAAUCCUAGAACAUGCUUUCAAUUCAGGAAAAUGGGUGGAUCCUUAGUGUACUGACUAGGAAACAGGAAAUACAAAUGAACAGUAUCAGAGAUGAAAGUGAGAGUGCUUGCCUAGUACGUGAGACCAUGGGUUCAAGUCCAUCAUUGCAUUAAAAAAGAAAAAAGAGCAGAUAUAUUACCAAACUGAUCCUGUAGAUAUUAAAAGAGAAACUGGGGGGAUCGGGAGCAUAGUUGAGUUGGUAGUACUUGCCUGGCAUAAAGCCCUGGGCUCUGCUUCCCUAGUACUGCGUGGAACAGGAAUAGUAAUGUGCACCUGUAAUCCCAACCCUUGGGAGAUAGAGACAGGACCAGGAAUCC
This is a messenger RNA of Onychomys torridus (southern grasshopper mouse), 3281 nucleotides long. It is a transcript of the gene Sgtb, whose product is annotated as small glutamine rich tetratricopeptide repeat containing beta. Gene Ontology annotation, biological process: post-translational protein targeting to endoplasmic reticulum membrane. Lineage: Eukaryota; Metazoa; Chordata; Mammalia; Rodentia; Cricetidae. The transcript is spliced from 11 exons. Gene Ontology annotation, cellular component: TRC complex; membrane. Gene Ontology annotation, molecular function: protein binding; molecular adaptor activity. The record is from RefSeq and is a predicted model, not a curated record. Bases 244 to 1158 code for a protein of 304 amino acids.